This is a messenger RNA of Orbilia oligospora ATCC 24927, 1833 nucleotides long. RefSeq lists its product as uncharacterized. Bases 1 to 1833 code for a protein of 610 amino acids. Gene Ontology annotation, molecular function: protein binding. Gene Ontology annotation, biological process: protein import into peroxisome matrix, docking. The transcript has 3 exons. Lineage: Eukaryota; Fungi; Ascomycota; Orbiliomycetes; Orbiliales; Orbiliaceae. Gene Ontology annotation, cellular component: cytosol; peroxisomal membrane. The record is from RefSeq and is a predicted model, not a curated record.
AUGUCCUUCCUAGGAGGCGCCGAGUGCUCUACCGGCCGCAAUCCACUUGCUCAGUUCACAAAACAUGUCUCGGACGAUAAGUCGCUACAGCGGGACCGCAUGGUCGGUGGAAUACCCGGCGGUCCUGGCAUUCAACAGGGCAUGAGGAGUCAGGGUAUGGUACAAGGCCCAACGGGUGACCAGCAGAUGGAACAAUUCCUUAUGCAAGAUCCAGCGGCAGCCCAGCAAUCCGCCGGUCCGUUCCAAUUCGAUGGCAUGCGUGCUGAACUAAACCACAUACCUGCCGGCCAGGUCAACUGGGCUGCUGAAUUCGCCACCAUGCCCCCCGGUGAAGAUCGCGCACAGUUGGAAGCCGCCUUCCAUGCCGCUCAAGCCAAGGGUGAACCGUUCAACCCUGCCGAAUUCGCCUCCUUCCAGCACCAGCCCCACCAGCAUGUUCAUACCCCUCAACCGGACCUCGCCGCCCCCAUGAAUGCAGGAAAUGCGUACUACCCACAGCGUUUCCAAGGCUACAGUAUGGGCGGGAUGUACAGCGGCGGGUUCGCCAGACAAGCUUCCCAGAUCCCCGCCCACACUGUUCCAGAAACCGCUACUACUGCCAAGGGUAAAGAACGAGUCGUUGAGCUCACCGAUGAGGACUGGCAGACCCAGUUCAAGCAGAUCGAGGAGCAACAGCACGAACCGGUCGUAGAUGAAGAUUCGCAGGCUAACCGUGCCAUCGAGGAAGAGCUCGAGAAGAACGGUGAAGCUAUGUUCUCAGAUUUCGAACCCCUCUGGGAUGGAAUCCAAAAGGAUAUGGAAGCCAAUGGUGUCAAGGUCGACGAUUGGAACUGGGAACCCGGUACUCUUCCUGGUCAACCCCCAAAUCUUGGCGAAUAUCUCUUCGAACAGGAAAACCCUUAUAUGCAAGUGGGUAAUCCCUUCGAGGAAGGUAUAAGACUCAUGGAAUCCCAUGGGAAUCUCUCUCUUGCAGCAUUGGCCUUUGAGGCAGCAUGCCAGAAGAACCCUAGCCAUGUCGAGGCUUGGGAACGUCUUGGUGCUUCACAAGCGCAAAACGAAAAGGAGACGCCAGCUAUCAGAGCGCUUGAGCAAGCGUUGAAACUUGAACCCCAAAAUAUGAAUGCAUUGAUGGGCCUUGCGAUCAGUUAUACAAACGAAGGAUAUGAUACUACCGCGUAUAAUACCUUAGAGAGGUGGUUGAAUGCACGAUACCCAGAUAUCACAUCGCCUGCCGUGGAUAACCCGCUUGAUAGGUUAGCUAUCCACUCGAGGGUUACAGACUUGUUUAUCCGAGCGGCGGUGUCAGCUCCUGAGGGUGCGGCGUUCGAUUCGGAUGUUCAGGUUGGAUUGGGUGUUUUGUUUUACGGAGCAGAGGAAUAUGAUAAGGCAGUAGAUUGCUUCAGCUCAGCAUUGGAGAGCGAUUACGAUGCGAGGGACAAGAACCAUCUAUUAUGGAACCGACUCGGAGCCACACUCGCCAAUUCGGGGAGGUCCGAAGAGGCAAUCGAAGCUUAUGAGAAGGCAUUGACGAUUAACCCUAACUUUGUGCGAGCGAGGUACAACUUGGGUGUUUCGUGUAUUAAUAUUGGAUGUUACGAAGAGGCUGCGCAGCAUUUGUUGGGAGCGUUGGCAAUGCAUAAGGUUAUCACUGAUAGGGACGCCGCAGAAGCUCAGAAGAUUGGGGUUGAUGUUACAAGGAUUGAGCAUAAUCAGAGCACGAAUUUGUAUGAUACUCUACGACGGGUGUUUGGACAGAUGAACCGACGGGAUUUGGCGGACUUGGUGGCGAAUGGAAUGGAUGUAGAUGUUUUUCGGAAGGAGUUCGAAUUCUGA